GAUCCUAUAAUGUUGGUUAUAGGGGUGCAUGGUUCCGUUGCAAGAUCACCGAUAUGUGUAUCAGGAGCGGUCACAUGGAGUGUCAGGUGGAGUAUAUAGACUAUCCAGAUGAAAGGUUGGGUACUCUUCGAUAUGCAGAGAUCGGAUUCUUCACCUUCAAAAGCUUCAACAUAAGUUGGCCUUCUUGAAGUAUGCUGAACUGUACGUUCUUGUGGCGGUGUUGCACCAAGAUUACAUCCCUUUCUUCAUCGUUGAACAAGUCCUUCUCUUGAUAAAUCUUUUUCAUUGGUAGCAGGGGAACACACCUUUUCUUGUCAUCUCAACCAGCUGAUCGAAUCUGCGGUUAAGAUCUUCAUGCGAUGCUUUCAUUUGCUGUUCUCAGGCAUCUAUUCUCUUCUCCAAUUGCUUUAUUGCUUGUUGUAACUCGCUCUCAAAGAAGAAACCAAGAACUAUUAUGGAUCAACAAGGCUCUAGUACCACCAGAGGCAGCACAAGAUUGUGGAGGAGCAACUCCACCUCGUUGGUACAAAGUGUACAACACAAGUGUUGAAGGCACUACUUCAAUGUCCCGUACUAGAUAUUGCUCUACAUGCAGAAAUAGGAAGGAAAUGGAAUAGACUCUUCAAAAUCCCCCCCAAAUGCCGUAAUCAGAAAGCAAGUCAGAAUAGGGAGAUCAUGCUACGACCUCCUUUUCCUCGGUGGUGUUGGGAGAAUGAUAUUGCUGAGCUUGGGCCACAAACGGAUGUUGUAGCAGUUGUAAGCAGUCCUUGGAAAGUAGGUGACUUGAUUGAUUGGUGGUACACUGAUUGUUUUUGGACUGGGAAAAUUACCGAGUUGAUGAGUGAUGACAAAGUUAAGAUAAUUUGUCCUGAAAUACCAUUAGGUGAAGGUGGAUGUUGGGUUGCCGAUCCCAAAGACCUGAGGCCAGCGCUUGAUUGGUCCCUCGAAAAAGGUUGGAGUGCCCCUCUUUCACAGGAAAACGGCGAAUGCUGGCAUACUGCUCGUUUGAUUGCAGGGAACCAAGAUACAUUAAGUAGCAGCUCUGAUGAGGAGGACAUUGAGCAAUCUUGUGAUGGUAACAAGGUACUACAAAGAUGCUUGAAUGGAUCAUUUGAUUCAUUGGAGCAAGAAAUAAGAAAAUGCCUGAAUGGAGCAUCUGAUACACCAAAGGAGUUGGUCGAUCAAGAUGUAAAACAGCCAGCCAAUAGAAAUGGCAGGUGCUGCCUGGAAAGUCAAACAGACAGUGAAGGGGAACCACAAAAAUGCAUGAAUGAAGAGCCUGGCGUGUCUCUGGAGGCCAUCUGUUCAAAAGUGCAACUCGCUCCCAGUGAAACUGGUGAAUGUUGCAUGAACAGCCAAGCAGACUGUCCGACGUCUCCUGUGGCCAAUUCAGGACAGUCUCCUCAGUUCAUUACCAAUGAGCAAUCAAGUACCCCCAAUUUCAAGAAACUCAAGACCUCAAGUGAGCCUGACGCUUCUCUCGAGGUCACCAAUACAAAAGUGCAACUCGCACCCAAUGAAAAUGGUGAAUGUUGCAUGAACAGCCAAGCAGACUGUCCGACGUCUCCUGUGGCCAAUUCAGGACAGUCUCCUCAGUUCCUUACCGAUGAGCAAUCAAGUCCCCCCAGUUUUAAGAAACUCAAGACCUCAAGUGAGCAUGCAUCAGUUAAGCCUACUGGCACCGUUAGCGAGGCCACGAUGAAACUGCGGGAACUAGUAAACAAAGUCAAGACCUCAAGUGAGCAUGUAUCAGUUAAGCCUACUGGCACCGUGAGCGAGGCCACGAUGAAACUGCAGGAACUAGUAAACAAAAUCAGACGGGCCCAAGAUCUCCUGCAGUCUGUUGACUAUGCUCCAUCAAGCAUAGUGCUGGCACCUUGGAAAUUUCAGGAAAAUAACCCAUGGCAGAAGCGUAACUGAAGUUACGUUUAUUCUGUGCCUGAAGAUAUAUAGCGGUAGUGCAGAUGGACUGAUCCUGACUCGGUUGUCCUGUUCGGACAGGGAGUGAUACCUGACCAUCUGUAGAUAGUGAUUCAGAAAGGCAACUGGUCAUUUCCAGUAUUGUAGCUAGCAGCUGUUGCAUCAUUUCAUCGUACAUAGCUCGGUGGUGUCGUUUGGUCAGUGUCUGUAUGCUCGUGCGCCUAUGAUUGUAAUCUGAUGUGCGCAGGGCCGUCUCAUGUCCAAGAAAGACCAUCUUUCUCUGCAUGAUCAGGUUAAGACACUAGGAACAGUCUAGUUUCUGUUACUGCUAUCUGCAAUUAAAUUUACUGUCAAUAAUCAAGAGUUCUGUUAUUGGUAA
Molecule: messenger RNA, 2299 nt
Organism: Triticum urartu
Lineage: Eukaryota; Viridiplantae; Streptophyta; Magnoliopsida; Poales; Poaceae
Source: RefSeq, a predicted model, not a curated record